Messenger RNA from Sardina pilchardus (European sardine), 1777 nucleotides. RefSeq names its product keratin, type I cytoskeletal 13-like. The transcript has 7 exons. Gene Ontology annotation, cellular component: cytoskeleton. Lineage: Eukaryota; Metazoa; Chordata; Actinopteri; Clupeiformes; Clupeidae. Gene Ontology annotation, molecular function: structural molecule activity. The record is from RefSeq and is a predicted model, not a curated record. The coding region runs from base 44 to 1537 and encodes 497 amino acids.
CCUGUCAGAGCCAGAGUACCCAGCCUCCCAGCCUCUCUUCACCAUGGCAACAGUCUUCGCCAGCCGCUCCUCCAUGGGAGGCGGAUUCUCCAUGGGCUCGUCCCGCAUGUCCAUGUCUGGAGGGGGGAUGGGCGGAGGCUUCGGCGGAGGCCUCGGCGGAGGCCUCGGCGGCGGACGCAUGAUGAGGGCCGGCAGUGUGUACGGCGGCGCCGGCGGUUCCGGGGUGCGCAUCUCCAGCGCCUCCAGCCUGGGCUCAGCGGGCGGCUUCGGCGGCGGAGCCGGGUUCGGUGGCGGUGCCGGGUUCGGCGGUGGCGCUGGGUUCGGUGGCGGUGCCGGCGGAGGAUUCAGCAUGUCCAUGGGAGGGGAGGGCAGCGUCAUCGGCAACGAGAAGGGCACCAUGCAGAACCUCAACGACCGUCUGGCCACCUACCUGGCCAAGGUGCAGGCCCUGGAGAAGGCCAACGCCGAGCUGGAGCUGAAGAUCAGACUGUUCCUGGAGAGCAGGACGUCCCCUGCAGGACACGAGUACGGCGCCUUCAUGACCAGCAUCACUGACCUGCAGGUUAAGAUCCAGGGAGCCAUUCAGCUGAAGGGAUCAGUGCACUUGGCCAUUGACAAUGCCAGCCUCGCCAUGGACGACUUCAGAGUCAAGUACGAGACCGAGCUCACCAUGCGUCAGUCUGUGGAGGCGGACAUUGCUGGUCUGAAGAGGGUGCUGGACGAGCUCAACAUGACUAGGGCUGACCUGGCCAUGCAGAUCACUGGCCUGCAGGAGGAGCUCAUCUUCCUCAAGAAGAACCACGAGGAGGAACUUGUGAGCCUGCGCGCACAGAUGACCGGCCAGGUCCACGUGGAGGUGGACGCUGCUCCUCAGGAGGACCUCACCAAGGUCAUGGCCGACAUCCGCGAACACUACGAAGCCGUCUCCGCCAAGAACCAGAGGGACCUUGAGUCCUGGUUCCAGGCCAAGUCGGAGACGCUGAGCAAGGAAGUCAUGACGAGCACAGAGGUCCUUCAGACCAGCAGGACAGAGACCAACUCCAUCAAGAGCACAGUUCAGUCCCUGGAAAUCGAACUUCAGUCACUCAUGAGCAUGAAAGCGUCGUUGGAGGCCACACUGAUGGAGACGCAGUCACGCUUCUCUGGCAUGCUCUCGGGCUACCAGAUGCAGGUGGGCAGCCUGGAGGGUCAGCUCGUGCAGCUGCGCGCCGACCUCGAGCGCCAGGGGCAAGAGUACUCCAUGCUCCUGGACAUCAAGACCAGGCUGGAGAUGGAGAUCGCCGAGUACAGAAGACUGAUGGACGGAGGCGCAGUCGCAAGCGCGGGCGGAAGCUCAAGCAUCAGCAUCAGCACCAGCAGCAUAGGCGGCGGAGGCCUCAGUAUGAGCGGCGGAGGCCUCAGUCUGAGCGGCAGUAUGGUCGACUCAAGCAUGGGAUCCUCCAGCACCACCACCACCACCACCACCAAGGUCAUCACCGUCGUAGAGGAGCUGGUUGAUGGGAAGGUGGUGUCCUCCUCCUCAUCUGGGGUUUUGUAACCCACCCACGUCAAGCCCUCCUGGCAACAGCCGGUUCUGGGCCCAAACUGGCCCGACUGGCGUGGGGCCCACGGGUCCAGACCCAGGAAGAGCCUGAUGGCGUCCAGAACCAGCCUCUGUCAGGACCAACCAUAAUCACUUGUCUGACGGGAGAAUCUACUGUGUGUGUUUUUUUUAGCCCAGUCCCCUGAGAGCCUCCCCUCAGUAUGCUGGGCAAUAAAGAGGACAAGCUUAAAAGUA